UGCCACAUCCCCGACUGUAACCGCACCUUCAGCCGGCCCUACAACCUCAAGUCCCACGGCCUGACCCACGAUGCGCACCGACCCCACGCCUGCGGAAAGUGCUCCAAGACCUUUGCGCGUAUCCACGACCGCGAUCGCCACAUGAACAGCCAUAUGCCUCAGAAGCCUCAUGUGUGCAUUGUUUGCCUGGGUCGUUUUGCAAGACAGGAUGCAGUGAUCCGUCAC
Molecule: messenger RNA, 225 nt
Organism: Gamsiella multidivaricata
Lineage: Eukaryota; Fungi; Mortierellomycota; Mortierellomycetes; Mortierellales; Mortierellaceae
Exons: 1
Biological process (GO): regulation of transcription by RNA polymerase II
Cellular component (GO): nucleus
Molecular function (GO): RNA polymerase II cis-regulatory region sequence-specific DNA binding; DNA-binding transcription factor activity, RNA polymerase II-specific
Source: RefSeq, a predicted model, not a curated record